This is a messenger RNA of Rotaria sp. Silwood1, 558 nucleotides long. Lineage: Eukaryota; Metazoa; Rotifera; Eurotatoria; Philodinida; Philodinidae. The record is from the annotation of a GenBank genome assembly.
AUGGUUGACCCAACAACACGAGCAUUUGAAAGUAUUAAAACAUUCCAUGGUACACCUCAAGAUAAUUCACGUGAUUGGUGUGAUCGAGCUGAAAUUGUUUUUACCGCAUUCAACAUCAACGACGUUGAUCGUUUGGCUCGAAUUGGAAUUAAACUAGAAGAUAAUGCAUUUGAUUGCUAUCGUGACAAUCAAGGACCUUAUGCAACGUGGAUAGCAUUCCUUCAAGCAUUUGAACGAGCUUUUCCUCCACCUGAACGAACACAAAAUCGACAUUUAUUAGCAGAACAAAUAAACCAACGUAAACAAAGUACUGAUGAAUCAGUACAUGAUUAUUACUACGUACUAGACAAAUUGUGUCGUGAAUAUGACCCACAAAUGUCACCCAUCGAUAGAACAAUUAAAUUAGUUGGUGGAUUACGAGCAGAAUUAAAAGAAAAAAAUGUUACUAUUGAACGUUCAAACACCAGAAAAAUUUAUGAUUCAAGCAAAGAAUUUCGAAUCCAGCGAAAAGGUUACGGCACAUCAUCGGAAACAAAACGCGCCCUUCGAAUUAACUGA